Emiliania huxleyi CCMP1516 is the source of this 774-nucleotide messenger RNA. RefSeq lists its product as hypothetical. The record is from RefSeq and is a predicted model, not a curated record. Lineage: Eukaryota; Haptophyta; Isochrysidales; Noelaerhabdaceae. Gene Ontology annotation, cellular component: intracellular membrane-bounded organelle; membrane. Gene Ontology annotation, molecular function: protein binding; heme binding. The transcript has a single exon. The coding region runs from base 1 to 774 and encodes 257 amino acids.
AUGGACGACGAGAGUGCCGGCUGCGUCUCGCUCCUCGACCUGCCGCACGACGCGCUCUCGCGCAUCGUUUCGCACUGCGCGGCGGCCGACCUCGUCGCGGGCGUCGCGCCCGCGUGCACGCUCCUCCGCUCCGUCGCGUGCGACCAGAGCCUCUGGGAGGACCUCUUCCGCGCGCGGUACGCGCCGCUGCUGGCGCGCCUCUUUGGUGGCGAGCCCCCUCGCGCCGCGGCGGCCGAAGCCGGCUGGCGCGCCUUUUACUACGCCUUUCGAAGGUCGUGGCCGGCGCUGGCUGCGGAGCGGGGCCACGUCGUGCUGCAGCUGGGCGAUCAGUACUACGACGUGACCACGUACCUCGACGACCACCCCGGCGGGCCCGAGUACCUGUCCGACGCCGCCGGCACCGAUGCCACGGGCGCGUUUGACGCCGUCGGCCACUCGGUGCGGGCGAGGGAACUGCUGCGCCAGUUUGCGCUCCCGGAGGAGCUCUUCUCGGCGGCCGACGGGGAGCCGCCGCCGCCGCCGCCGCCGCCGCUCGAUGCCGGCAGCUGGUCUUCGGCCGCGAGCCUCGUGUCGGACGCGCUGCACGGCCGGGAGGGGCGGCAGCGCCUCCGCGAGACGGCGGGCUCGCUCCUCGCCGCCGUCUGGGCCGACCUGACGGAGGGGCGGCCCGACCGGCGCCGCGUGAGCCCCGCCGUGUGGCAGCUCGCGGUCGCGCGCAUGCGGGGGGGGCGAAGCGUGCGUGGCGCGGCGCCUACUGGGACUGAUGUCAACUGA